AUGGGAAAAGAUUAUUAUGGUAUAUUAGGAGUGAAGAAGGGAGCUGAUCAGGAUGUUAUCAAGAAAGCGUAUCGUCGUAUGGCGUUAAAGUGGCAUCCUGAUAAGAAUCCCAAUAACAGAGAAGCUGCAGCAGAGAAGUUUAAAGAGGUAGCCGAAGCUUAUGAUGUCUUGAGUGAUCCACAGAAGAAGGCUGUAUAUGAUCAAUACGGAGAGGAAGGCCUUAAGGGUGGUGCUCCAGGUGGCCCUGGUCCAUCACAACCUGAUGCCCAAGGAUACUACACUACUGGAAACUUCCAGGGUGCUCCUCAUGGUUUCCAUUAUACCUUCUCACGUGAUCCCAAUGAUAUGUUUGCCCAGUUCUUUAAGGAAAGUGUCCAUCGAACUAAUAGUUUUGGGGAAACACCAUUUGGUAACGAUACCUUUGCUGAGCUAUUCUCAGGUCUAGGUGGUGGUGGUGGAGCUGGUCGAGGCCAGCCUGGUAAUGAUGCAUCGAGCACUAUGGGCAAGAAGAGUAGGUUAUAG
Messenger RNA from Perkinsus marinus ATCC 50983, 522 nucleotides. RefSeq names its product chaperone protein DnaJ, putative. Gene Ontology annotation, cellular component: nucleus; cytoplasm. The transcript is spliced from 5 exons. Gene Ontology annotation, molecular function: protein folding chaperone; protein-folding chaperone binding. The record is from RefSeq and is a predicted model, not a curated record. The coding region runs from base 1 to 522 and encodes 173 amino acids. NCBI's taxonomy places the organism in Eukaryota, Perkinsozoa, Perkinsida, Perkinsidae.